AUGAACCAUCCCUCUCACCGGGCCGUUGUCGUUUACCCCCGUGUGCCGCUGGGCCACCCAUUGGAAUUGAUGAUCGACUUCAAGUCCUCCUGGAUGGCUAAGCAAAUAGUGGCCGUUUAUGAGAAGGAGGGGGCGCAACAAUUGCGCGACGCGAUGCUGCAGUUUGUUACCCGGCCUCAACGGAAUUCGUUCACAUCGUGGUUUUUCGAGGCGCUUGCCCACCGCAUCAUCGUCUCGAGAGGCUGCAUCGACGAUCAUGAUCUGAGGAGGAUGGCCUUAUAUACUGACACCAAGACUGCAGCCUUCGUCGUCGAUUGGUCCGGCUUCACCGCGCGGGCUGAGCGUUCUUCGCGCUCCGAGCCCUCGAGCGUUCUUCCGCCUUGGCCCAAGGUCGAACAGACCACGCCGUUCGACAUCUCCUGUUUUCCAAACACCAUCAGCUACGACACUUACUACACGCCUACCUCCUCUUGUCCUCUCGUCGAUGCAUUCGUCGUCUCGCGAAAUGCCGACUCGAUCGACGCGCAUCUCUGGAUCCUUCAGAUGAAAUUGCCGAGGCGAUAUGGAGGAUCAUCGAAAGACUACGCGUUGAUCCGCAAGAUUAUUAGGGGUGGUCAGAGUGCACGAUUACGGGGCGAUUCUGGGACGAUUCUGGAGGACGAUUCUGGAGGUGAUUUUGUUCUCAGAAUCGCGAUUUUGGCAGAAUCGCGCAGAAUCGCAGAAGCUCCUCCGGAGGAGCUUCUGCCCUCCAGAAUCGCGAUUCUGCUGUCCGCGAUUCUGCCUCCCCCAGAAUCCUCCCCAGAAUCGCGACCAUAA
Dichomitus squalens LYAD-421 SS1 is the source of this 816-nucleotide messenger RNA. RefSeq lists its product as uncharacterized. Bases 1 to 816 code for a protein of 271 amino acids. NCBI's taxonomy places the organism in Eukaryota, Fungi, Basidiomycota, Agaricomycetes, Polyporales, Polyporaceae. The record is from RefSeq and is a predicted model, not a curated record. The transcript has a single exon.